Messenger RNA from Phasianus colchicus (ring-necked pheasant), 4979 nucleotides. The record is from RefSeq and is a predicted model, not a curated record. NCBI's taxonomy places the organism in Eukaryota, Metazoa, Chordata, Aves, Galliformes, Phasianidae.
UCAUGGCAUUGCAGAAGUGAAAAUAGGGCUGGGGUGGUGGGAGGAGGGGGAGGAGGCGGCACGCUGAGCUGUUUUCCUUGCCUCGUGAUGAAGUGCUUUGAGGGGAAAUCUCGGCUGAGGAGAUGCUGCUGCCAAGUCCUCUUUGGUGCGAGGAGCGGAGGGACGCGAGCUGGAGGGGUGGGCGGUGGGACAGCAGGAAUACGCUUGCUUUUGGCCAAGAGGCAGCAACACCGUGUGAGGGAGCCCUCCUGCCUCCCUCCCUUCAACUUCUGGAGGAAUUCAACGUGAUUUCAGCAGGGCAAGGUUGGCAGGGCAGUGCCUGUUUCUCCCCCAGGUGCAGCGAGAGGAAGAUGAAGGUCCUGCUGAUGCCGGCGCUGCUGCUCGCCUGCGGCAUGCUCACAGCUCGUGGGAAGCACCCACACACGUUUGCUCCAGGGCUGGAAGGAAGCACCGUGGCAAACCUGACUGCCCAUGGCUGUGGCUUGGGAUGGGGCCGUGGUCGCACUGCUUUCAUGGACAGGUGCUGCCUGCUCCGUGCCUGCUGCUACGCCAAGCUGGCCGCACGCCGCUGCCGCGUGGGACAAACCCAACGCCUCGCUGCGCCCCGGCCGGGGGUCCCUGCCUGCAGCUCCGGGACGCGGUGCCAGCGAGCAGCCUGUAGGUGCGAGCGUUUGGCUCUGCUGUGCCGGGCACGCAGCCGGGCGCUGCGCAGGUGUCGAGGCAGACGCUGCUGAUGGAGAAAGGCUCCUCGUAAUAAACCCACCUCCAUGCUGGUAAGCAAAGCGGAGCUCGGCGCAGCGCCAGGAGCGCUUCCCAAUGCUCUUCUUCAGGGCUUUUUGGCUACGACAGGAGGACAACCGCCCUUUUGUGAAGCUGCGUCAUUGGACACUGGGUGUGAGGAGGGCAGAGCAGAUGUAAUGUUUCUGCUCAGAAAAACAAGGGAGGAGCAGACACCUGUGCCUUGUCACAGCAAAGGGCGAGAUGAUGGAAGCAGUCUUGCUGUUGGCGUUCACCCCUUUUGGCUCAAGCUCCCCGUUUGUAAAUCACUGCACGGAGAUGUUGGCUCCCUCAGCUUCUUGCUUCGCUGCAGAAUCUUGUAUGUUGCUCCAAAAUAAAACCAGAGAGCACAAAGCUUUGGUCCUCUGUGACUUCAUUGUGUUCAGUGACAACCCCUAGCACUGGGAGAAGCUCAUCUGUUAGUAGGGCUUCCUGCAGAGAUACCCAUAAAAAAACACCCAGCCCCAAGGAGCAGAGUUAAGCAGCAGGAUCCAGAACCUGCUUAUAUUGCUGCCCACUGGUACCAUCCCCUUUUCCAGAAAGGAGAAGCCAGUCCAUGCUCCCUGAAGGGUGAUGCAUCCUCCACGGUGCUCAUUGGCACCCCUCAGAUCCCUACAAUUCGCAGCUUUCCUGAGGCAGAGAAAUGGAAGCUGCUGUGAAAGUCAGUGGGCAGGCAUGAUGCUGCUGCAGGAGGGCUGGCUGCCAGUGAGCUUUGCUGCGAUGGGACGGCGGGGAAAUCACGCUUGCCUCACAGUCAGAGCAGAACAAAACAUGUUUCUCAUCAGAAAAGAAUGUUUUGGCCUUAUUUUGCAACAACCUCCAGCAUGUCCCUUAUGAAAAGGCAGUUAAGGCAGCAGCUGCUUCCUCUCUCCCCAAGCAUCCUCACAAUGCAGGUUUUCUGCCCUGCAGGUAAAUUCAGCACAGUUGAUCCCAUGGGAGAGUUUGGACAGUGCUGCAAAUCCUGUGGGGCUCUGUAACAAAGUACAACCCCCAAAACAGUGACAAAAGUUGGUGGCCCCAGGAGCACCAGCUGCAAUUCACACCCUAGCUUGUCCCAGAUGUGAUGACAGUGGUACUGGGAAAUACUCCUUGAACAAGGAAGCAUCCCUGAAUAAGGAAGUAUCCCUUGAAUCAGAAAUGCUCCCCACCAGCUGCAAACCAGGCACCCACUGCGUAGCCCUGGGGGGGCACAAACACCCACUAGGAAGGAGAGUGCAGCCCUGCGCCAAGCAGCUGCUGUUUGUGAGGUGUAAGUCAAGGAUCGUGUCCUUGUCAGGAUGGGACACAGAGGUGAUUCAGCUGACAGGUUGCACACCAGGCUGAGUUAAAACACGCUCUCCCUGUUUAAAUUUGAUAUACUUUUCUACUCGGACAUCCAGCUAUACAAAUCAGCUCACUUGGAGCUCCACAGGCAGCUCUGUUAGCUCAGAUGCUGCACAAAUGCUGAAAGCAGCACUGGAAUUGGUGCAUGGGGGGGGGAAAGAAGGCAACUCCAUGUAAACAUGCCAAACUCAUUAAUUAUUACCAGCAACCACAGCCAGACCCCAAGAAUGUUGUUACAGCACUUGCUGGGGCACAAAGAUGUGCAAUGUUUAGCAUCACUUGGGACUGAGCACUGAGCAUCAGCAAAGCCCACAGCUCUGCAUCUCAUCCACAUCAGGACAGCAGAAAGGGAAGAUGCUUUGCAUUUUUUCCCUGUCCAAGCAAGCAAUCAGGGAAACAGUAAGAUACAGCACGGUGCUUUCAAAAGCCACCUAAAGACGAUAUUGUUCCUGUUUUCCCUCCAGUUCUCCAUAUUUGUGCAAAGUACUGAGAUAAUCAGAGACGAGACUUCACUCUCAUUUCCAGUCCAUGUAAAAAUCCCCUGCCCUCCCAUCAAAGGGCAUCCCGACAUUUCCAAGAAAGGGAAUUGCUCCUGAGCAGGCCUCCAAGAUGCCAGGAGCAGCUUGCACGUGUAACGGAACAGAUAUGAUGAGGACUGUCAAUAUUUGCCCACUUUGGAGAAAUCAAAGGAGGAAUCGUGCUGAGCAAACACACGUUGUCUAUAAAACGUGCAGCUGGGCUCACACUCAGCACCCUGGGAUCAUCCUGCUCCAGUGCUGCCCAUCACGAGGCCAUGAAGCUCCUGGUGCUCCUCGUCUGCCGUGAGUAUCCCAUUGCAUGGUGAUGGGGCAAGGCUGGGCUGAUGGCUCCUCUUUUUUAGUCCAUUUUUAGAAGGUUCUCUUUCCAACGCCACUAACAGCAUGUCUCCAGUUGCAGGGCUGGCCCCCGCGGGCUGCAACGUGGCUCAGUUUGGUGUCAUGAUUAAGGAGAAGACUGGGAAGUCUGCGCUGUCCUACAAUGGCUACGGCUGCCACUGUGGACUUGGGGGAUCCAAGAGGCCGGUGGAUGCAACCGACUGGUGCUGCCAUGCCCACGACUGCUGCUACAAGAAGCUGUCAUCCUUGACCUGCGUUCCCCACCUCGUCCUUUACAAAUUCUCCACCAAGGGAGGCGAGAUCACAUGCGGAUCUGGGAAUUCAUGCCAAAAAGGUGCCUGCAAGUGUGACAAAGCAGCAGCAGAGUGUUUCAAGAGGAACCUCAAAACCUUCAACAAAAGCUACCAGAAUUACUUAAACUUCAAGUGCAAGGGCUCACUUCCCUCUUGCUAGAGAUGCCAGACUCAAAACCUGAUGGAAAUGCUCUAAAUUGAGAUUCUCUUCCUGCAGUGAGAUGGAGCAAGGCACAACUCCAACCCAAAAAGGCACUUGGAACCUCUCCACCAAGCCUGCCAGACCCUGAAUUGGUACACAAGAAAAGCUUGCUCCUCAGAAUUAAAUAAAUCAAAAAAUCUUUGCAAAUAAAAAUAAUUUUCCAAGACAAUUUCUAAUGUGUUGCUUCAAAACAGUGCCUGAACGGGUGGGAAAGCUGUAGCAGAGCUAAUGGAUCAAACACUACAAGGCAGCCAGACCACAGGUGCAAACCAGCCCUGUCCUGCUAAUUACUUACUUACUAAAGCUAUGGGGUACUGCCAGGGCUUUAGGUUUCCAUUAAAGAGAAGACUUCAAGUUAUACCUAUACUUCUCCUCAGUCAAAAAUCUGAACCAAACAUUUCUACCAGAAGGGAAAAAUGAGAUAGAACCUGAGUGGGAAAGAGCUAAUCAAGUCAAUGCUGCCAUCUAAGGUUUCUGAGUGCAAACACAUUUGACUCCAGCCAACAGCAAAACAUUUUUAUAUUUACAUUUCUAUGUCGGUUUGGAAGCUCCAUAGAACAUACAGAUUAUGUAUAGUUUGGGUUUUUUUUUAAUGCUUCUUACUUUGAAAAGAAAUCAUUUCAUCUCUGCCCUGGUUGAUAAGGUAUCUCCCGUUGCCUGUUAUGUAUAAGUACACAUGUACUUUCUUAAAGCUGAUGCUCAAUACAAGUCCAAAACUUGACUGAAGCUGAACCACUGCAAGCCAUAAAUCUAAGGCCUAGUCCUGUAGUGCUUCUACUUCAGUUCAAAUUCCCAAUCCUGUAGUGGAAAGCACCACAGGUUUGAGAGGAAAUUAAGAUUAAAAUCCUACCCUAGAAAAAGCCUGAUUUACAAAGAGUGAACCAGGCAUAGCUUCCAGUAACCAAUGCUGCCUGGAAGCUUCUUCCCCAAGACUCUUGAUUCAUUGGUUAUACUAAUUUCAUUUAGAGACUAAUAACUAUCAAGAUCCUGGAUCUGGAGUCCCCCUAAAGCUCCAGAGUAUGGCAAAGGAGAAGAAACUGCAGAUGUCCAAGUAACAGCACUCAGCACAAACUCCAAGUCUGCUUGUAUCAUAUUUUACUACCUUGUUUGACUUCAUCAGAUCAAACGUAUCAGCUCUGCAGCCCCAGGAGUCCACUCUCAAAUGAAAAAGAAAAGAAGAAUCUCAUGUUUGAUAGUGUUGACUGACACUUUUUUUUUCUUUAAAGAGAAUUUUGGGACUGUUCCCUUAUUUUUUAAACUUAAAUAGAAAAAAAAAAAAAGCAUGUUCCUGAGUUGAGAAUUGUUAGUAUUUUCCCUGACUGUAAGGUAAAAUAAAUCUCCUCCAUAGUAAAAUGUUGCUAUAAUAAAUCUAAGCACAUGAAGAGAUGAAGGCAAAUCUGAUGCUGCUGUGUAAUGAAAAUUCUCACCUUCAUCAUCAUCACCAAGAUAAUGAAAAGCAGUCCUUUUUUUUUUUUGUUAGGUUUAAAACUCGUCUCUCACACAGGUUGC